Blepharisma stoltei is the source of this 1079-nucleotide messenger RNA. The record is from the annotation of a GenBank genome assembly. Lineage: Eukaryota; Ciliophora; Heterotrichea; Heterotrichida; Blepharismidae.
AUGAGCGAAGAAGAUCGUCUACUCCAAGCUGAAGAUGUCCCAGAACAAAAACAUUAUCGCACCAGGCUUGCUUUAUUGUCUUCUCUCCUUGAAGGAAUUAUUGUAAAUGUUACCUAGGGUAUUGUUGGAAUUGUGAUUUUGUUAUUAUAUGAUGACGAUUGCGAAAGACCAAUUCGCUUAUGACUUUAUGUUUUGUCCUCAGUUUUCCUGUUUCAUGUCAUAUUUUUAAUUUUGGUUGAAGCUGUAGCAAAAACUAUACAAAAGCGCUCAGGAGCAGGAUCAUUUUAUAUUGCAUUGAAUUCUAUGUUACACUCUUUUAUCUUCUUACUCCCCCCCCAUCCUUGAUCGAAUGAUUGACUGUAAAAAUUCCUAAAAAUUGGGGAAAUUAACCCCCAUCCUUGAUCGAACGAUUUUCAUAUCAUGCAACUUUUAUAUGUAUAAAAAUAUAUAUUAGUUAUCAAAAGCUAGGAAGAUGCACCUAAUGAAGUUGUUUUCAGGGACUUUGAGACGACAGAAAGCUUCGAAAUCAACUAUCCGAAGUGAUUAGUCAUCAAUCUAGGCUUAAAAAAUUAAUAAUCUAAUAAAAUAGAGAUCUUUCAAAUUUUUAAAAAAAAAAUUAUUUAAUAAGGAACAAAUUAAAAUUUAUACAGUUUAAAGGGGUACUAAUAAAUCAAAAUAUUAAAAAUUGGUAUUUUUAUGAAAUUAAUUAAAUUUUUUGCUCUAAAAAUAAUUAUUAAAUACUCUUAACCCUCUUAUUUAAAAGUAAAUAAAAAAAAUAUAUAUAUAUUUUAUUUUAUAUAUAAAAUUUUUUUUAACCCCCAUCCUUGAUCGAACGAUGGCGAGUCGUUCGAUCAAGGAUGGGGGGGGAGUUAUGGAUUUUAGUAGGAAUUGUAUGGAUUUAUGACGACUAUGAUGAAUGCCAAGAUGAUUUUCCUGAAGGCCAUGCUUUUACGCUUUUUGUAGUCUUUUUAUACUUGGGGAUCUUAGCAGGGAUUGUUCUGGCAUUUUUAUUGCUAACUUGUGUAGUAUGUUUUGGGUCAUGGCAAAUAUCGAGAUUUACAAAGGAAAUUAAAGAUUAG